GAUGUGGUUGAAAUAUGUUUUUAUCUUGACACCAUUUCACCAUCAUCAUUUAUAAUGUUUAAGCCUUGGACAUAAUUUAUCAUGAAAUAUCUUUAUUGUUCAUGGACAUUGAAGAAGGCUAUCUAAGAAAAAUAACAAAAAAACACGUUGGAUUAGACACACCUUUAGAUAGCUUGUUGUAAUGUUACCCAAGAUUACGUAAUUUUAACCCACAUGGGUUGGUUAAAUGACGUCAUGGAAGUGUGUGACUUUAAUUAAUAACUACGGGAUGGGUUAAGGUCCAACUCUUAUGCGCUGUCAUGAUGUGCCUUUGAUUAAAAACAUGUCAUGCUGCAUGUGUUGCAGGCAGGGCCGACCGAAGAAGAUGGGGACCGUUAUACACACUUUGAAACAUGAAUAGAGAUCCAUGCUGUGGCACAAUGUGGUUAUUUUAAUGCGUCAACGCUGGGCCUUUCAUUUCACAUUCCUAAAGAUGCAAUUAAAUGCAACAGCAUGUCAAAGUAGUUCUUUGAGUAGGGAUGGUUUAUAUCAUUUGAAAACCACAGACUACAGCCCCAUGGAAAGGGAGAAGUGAACCCAAUCAGGGAUUAAAAACUUGACUUCUUGGCAGGUAGUUCACACAUUUACUGGGACAGACAGACAUCGUAUUUCUCUUCAAUCAACCUGAUAACUUCUUUGCAUUUGUUUUCACUGUAGGCCCUAGAUGGCUUCAGUACCAGAAAUUACAGAUGUGUUGGGAUGACAGCUGGAUUAUGGACUACAAGAACAUCAAGUUUGGCAACAUUGAGCAUUUCUACAAUCGUUAACGACCACAGGUGAACUGAAUCAGUUGGCGGAUGGAAUGUUGCAAACGAGGAACUCAACCAAAACCCUAGCAAGACUCUUGGUUGUGUUGGGGCAGGAUUUUGGCAGAUCCACUGUUGUAGUUACACAACAAUUUAUAGAACAGUUUAUUCAUUUACAAACAUGUAGAGAGAUUGCUUUUCUUUCAUGCCACUCUGUGAUUUAUACCCUAUAGCACAAGGCUGAAUGCCUUAUAUAUAUUUGAAGGACAGAAUACCAUUAUGGCAUCUAAAACGUAAUCAAUAAUCAAUAUGUUAUAACUACCUUAUGCAAAGCUUGUUUAUAAACCGUUUAAUCCAAUUUAAAAGGUUUUCUUCUCAAAUCCCGUGUAGUUUUGAAGAUCUUGCUUAAAAAGCAGCCAGGGCCCCGUUUCAAGAAUGUCAUAAUUCUGGGUUUCAGAUACCAAGAUUAGACUUCUCUCAGUUCAGUCACCAUGGAUAAUCAAUGCUGGGAGCCCGAUGAAGCCAACUUGGUACAGAGCAGGUUUAAAUUACUCUGCCCACAACCGUAGUGGUGACUACUUCCUAUCAUCCCUCAUUGUAGAUAAUGCCAACCAACAACCAAACGAUUGCAAUCAAAUGUGUAUCGUUUAAUCCACCUUGUUUGUAUGCUAUGCACAAGAUUACUUCAAGCAGCAGUGCUACUGUGUGUUUGUGUGUUUCAUAAUCCGGUUGCUUCUGUAUACAAUCUUUUUUCUUAUUGCAGUGGCGCUAGUGGUCCAGCGGCGGCGCUAAUUGAUGCAUUUGGGGAAAUUACAUUUUAUUGAAUUUAUCUAAUCAAUCAACCUCACGUGACAAGUCUAAAUUGUAGUAAUAAGGAUCACAUUUUCAUUGUGCCAUAGAUGAUGACUUUUGAAGCAACACACAUUUUUCAGGUUCAAUCUGAGUUUGACUGAACUCAUUCUUUGAAAUUAAAAUCAGCUGUUCUGACAGAAAAUCAUGACUAUUCAGUGUUCUGGAUUAAGUUUUAAAUACAUCCUCAGCCGUUUCUUGGAAAUGGGCCCCUGAUUGUGUGCCUUUACAUGAAUUCACCCCGCAGAUUGUUGUUGUGUUCUUUGGAUUGAGGGUUGGGUCCUAUAGGUUGGUCAAGGUGAACAGAGGCACCUUGUGAGCCAGUCUAUUCAUAAGCACUGAUUGUAGAGCCUCUUAUCCUGAUUGGACAUUUAGGCUUUUCAAUAGAAGAGGUACAGGAAGAUGCUCUCUCUCUCUCACACACACACACACACACACACACACACACACACACACACACACACACACACACACACACACACACACACAGAAGAAGCCCUGAAACACUGAAACACACUCACACUUUUGAGAUACACCGUCGUACAGUCAAGUUGGAGCUCAGUUCCUGCUAGUAACACCAUCGUCCCUGAUGGCUCUGUGGACAAUCUCCCUCCUCGCUCUCUUUCUGGGAGUUCAUGGCUGGCAUGACCUGGAUAACAGAGAGUUUGACUGCUGGCCAAUGGACAACCCAAAUGAUUUUAACAUGAUCAGCUGCCAAGGCCUUGAGAUGGCCUGGGUGUUGCGUCCCCCAGAGAAGGUGUUCAACGGAGAGGAGUUUAACGUCACGUACACGGUGACUGCCUCGGAUUCCUUCUACGAAUACGCAGCCAAGAACCAGAUUUUCCACUUCAGUGAAGUGUCGGAGGUGAGGCAGUUCUGCGAUCACCAUGAAUGUCCUUCCAACUGGAACAACGCCAACGAGAUUAACUGCUGCGUGUACCACGCCAACAUCCACUCCUGUCCCCUGGGACUUAUGAAACAAGGAGGAAUCUGUGGCCCGUGGAUCCCUGACGACGGUAAAAUAGUGACCCAUACCGUAUCCAAAGCUGGCAAGAUGUCCCAGAAAUUCUGGACUUCAAAGGUGGUCUUGAUCCACAUGGGAGUCACCUCAGUGAUCGCUCAUAUCAAAAUAGGGAAGAUGCACGCAGCGCUGGAGUCCAAAGUCAUGGUGGUCAGCGCCCAAGUGUGUGGGGACGACGUGUGUGAGCUGGAAGAGACGUGUCUGAACUGCCCGGCAGACUGUGGCGUCUGCCCCAUGUCUCUGACCAUCAAGAUGGCCAUCGGCCUGCCGCUCGCACUCUUCUGCUGCGGCUUCAUUCUCACUGUAGUGUGGCUUUGGUACCAGAAACAAAAAAUGUUUUGGGACGAGAGCUGGAUCAUCAACUACAAGAACAUCAUGUUUGGUAAAGUGUGUUACAUGGGCUUCUGCAGUACCACAAGCCUCCAGCAGGGGAAGAGUAACUCCAGCAUGAGCCGCAACACCGAUACGACGGUGUGCACCGUGGUCAACACCUGCUUCCAGCCCGGCUUCAUCCAACCGGGCAUCUAUGAUGGACGGACGGUGGCAGUGAAACACAUCCAGAAGAAACAUUUCACAUUGUCCAAGACCAUCAGGAAGGAGGUGAAGGAAGUCCGGGAACUGGACCACCCAAAUCUGUCCAAAUUCAUCGGGGGCUCGAUCGAGGUGCCCUACAUCAGCAUCAUCACAGACUACUGCCCUAAGGGAAGCCUGUCUGACGUCCUGCUGAAUGGGGACAUCCCUAUCAACUGGGGCUUCAGGCUCUCGUUCGCGACUGACAUCGCCCGCGGCAUGGCCUACCUGCACCAGCACAAGGUGUUCCACGGGCGCCUGCACUCCAGGAAUUGUGUCAUCGAUGAUCGCUGGGUGUGCAAAAUCUCAGACUAUGGCCUCACAGCCUUCAGGAAGGAGGACUUUGAGGGAGUGAGCUCUGGCUUCCCCUGUGGGGACGUCAACCAUCUGUACUGCGCUCCAGAGGUGCUGCUGGGAAACAGCACCAACGCCACUGCGGUAGCAGACGUCUACAGCUACUCUAUGAUCCUCGUUGAGAUAGCGACACGCUCAGACCUCAUCUCAGAGCAGGAGCAGGAGCAGGGCGAGGGGGGGAAGAUGGACAUCAUGUGGCGCCCCCCGCUGCCCGAGCUGAAGGCCGGCAAGGCGGACACGGACUGCCCCAACAGAGAGGACUACUGCGAGCUCAUCAAGAAGUGCUGGUCCGAUAACCUCACCUUGAGGCCCACAUUUGAGCAGGUGAAGAAGAUGCUGGACAAGAUGAACCCCCACAAAGUCAGCCCCGUCGACAUGAUGAUGAAUCUGAUGGAGAAGUACAGCAAGCAUCUGGAGGCUAUAGUGGCAGAGAGAACUCAGGAUCUCCUUCAAGAGAAGCAGAAGACAGACCGCUUGCUAUACAGCAUGCUACCAAAGCCAGUGGCCGAUGACCUCCGGCAGGGCAGGACCGCCGAAGCUCAGAGUUACUCCAAAGCUACCGUUUAUUUCAGUGACAUCGUGGGGUUCACCCAGCUGUCUGGCGCCAGCACGCCACACCAGGUGGUGGACUUCCUCAACCAGCUCUACACCACCUUCGAUGACAUCAUCGACAACUACGACGUCUACAAAGUGGAGACCAUCGGUGACGCUUACAUGGUGGUUUCCGGGGUGCCGAACGAAAACGGCAUCAACCACGCGGGCGAGAUAGCGAGCAUGGCUCUGGAUCUGGUCAACGUCUGCCACGCCUUCAAGAUCCCGCACAAGCCCACCACCCAGCUCAGGAUACGAGCCGGCAUACACUCAGGACCUGUUGUGGCUGGUGUGGUUGGCACCAAAAUGCCCCGCUACUGCCUGUUUGGAGACACAGUGAACACGGCCUCACGCAUGGAGUCUACCAGCGAGGCUCUAAAGAUCCAGGUGAGUGGCACCACAGCUGACCUUCUGCACACCCUGGGUGGUUACGUUCUGAUGUGCAGGGGCCCGCUCGUCGUCAAGGGUAAAGGGGAGAUGACGACUUGGUGGCUCCAAUCAAGAACAAACGAGCCCAAAGACGUCCUGCUCAGAGGCUCCAACACUGAACUGCAAGAGGUCCCGGUGCCAGUUAGCAACUAGCUUGCUGGCCUAGCAUAACACAAAUACACACAGGGACUUGCAUGUUAGAUAUUUUGUGUAACGUACGGCCAAUUCAUGUAACAAAUAUCAGAUUUUCUUUCGUAACAUUUGUGUUCAAAUCGAUUAUUUUGUUUCACACCAAUGAAUGACCAUGUAGCGAACGUGGACCAUGUAGCCUCAGUGGCGGAUCUAGACGAUCUGACAUGGUGUGGCAAGAGGUCUGGCAGGGGGGCAUGGGACCGCAGUACGUGGGAAGAAUCCCAAUACGUAAAAUGGCUUUUACAAUAACAAGAACACGAAAAUACAUACGUACAUAAAUACAUACAUUUUCAACUAUUUAUUGUUACAGUAUAUCAUGCCGUAACACAUACAGACCUCCCAAGAUUGUAAAUGCACAACAGGAACAAACCGAUUGUUAUAACAAAACUGUGCGUCUCUUGAAAGUAGAAGUAGCCUAUUAAUAGCAACAUUUAAAUAUGAAAUAUAUGAAACGUACAAUAAUUUCCCGUGGAGUAUAAAUCUGAAACCGAGGCCGUGGUUAAGUAUUUGAGGGGCAGGGAUAAGAUUACAUUUCCAAUAGAGCGCAACAGUGACCGCCCCCUUAUGAACAGCUCUGCUUCCGGAAGUAAAUUUCCCAUUCAUUUUCUCUAUUGACUUUUCAGAAAAUCGUCAUAUUAAGAGUUUGAAGCCUAACCAAUCAUCUCUCAGGUUAGGCGUGACCAUAAUACAACUGAUUCGGGGGGAAAAAAAGAGAAAACUGGAAAAAAAGGCAAAGGUACAAGACUGUGUACAUGAUUCCAACCGAAUAGUUUAGCGCGUUUCUUCCAUCUUAUCACUUUUGUCAUUUCUAUAGUGUUUAUACUGUUAAUAAAAUUGUUGUCCUAUA
Molecule: messenger RNA, 5638 nt
Organism: Gadus macrocephalus (Pacific cod)
Lineage: Eukaryota; Metazoa; Chordata; Actinopteri; Gadiformes; Gadidae
Product: atrial natriuretic peptide receptor 2-like
Exons: 23
Coding region: 2224-4752 (842 amino acids)
Biological process (GO): intracellular signal transduction; receptor guanylyl cyclase signaling pathway; protein phosphorylation
Molecular function (GO): peptide receptor activity; ATP binding; guanylate cyclase activity
Source: RefSeq, a predicted model, not a curated record